AUGUCUAUCGGAGUUGCUAUCAUUGGAAGUGGCAUUUUUGCCCGGGAAGAGCAUUUGCCCGUGGUGCGCGCUUCAUCCGAGUUCACGAUCAAGGCAAUCUAUUCCCGCUCCCUUCAAUCGGCGCAAAAUCUCGCCUCUGAAGUCGAGGGAGUAGACCUAUAUUCGGAAGAUGCCGGCGCCGGCAAGAGCUACGCAGACCUUCUAGCUCGGAGUGACAUCCAAGCUGUCAUCAUCGCUCUACCAAUCCUCGCCCAGCCAGAUCACAUCAAGCAGGCUCUUUCCGCAGGGAAGCAUGUUCUGUCCGAGAAGCCCAUCGCAAAGGACCUAGCAACCGCCCAGGAGCUCCUGAAGUGGUACAAUGCCAAAGUUGACACCACCAAGACUCUCUGGGCUGUGGCAGAGAACUAUCGCUACCUGGCCAAGUUUAUCCGGACCGCAGAGGAAGUACGCAAGCUGGGCGGGGUGAAGAAUUUCCGGGUGUGCGUGCGCAGUCUAAUCAAGACCGACUUCAAGUACUUGAAGACGGAGUGGCGACGCAUCCCGUCUCACCAGGGCGGGUUCGUCCUCGACGGCGGCGUCCACCUGGUCGCGGGAUUGCGGCUUAUUCUCGGCGAAACUGAUGCCCUGGCCUCGUUGUCCGCGCAAUCGUCUCUCCUGCAGGAGUAUCUGGCUCCCAUGGACACCGUGGAUGCGGUGGCGCAGACCAAGUCCGGCGCGUCGGGAGCAAUCACGAUGUCGUAUGGAUCGGCGUUCAACGAUUUCGUGUUCGAGUUCGACUGCGCUCAGGGUGCUGUGACCUUGAACGGUGACCGGGUCACGGUCAAGGGCGAGCAUGUCGAUGUGCCCUUCACAGGCCGUGGAGUGAACCACGAGGUGGCCGGGUUCGCGGCAUCGAUUCGGGACGGUGCGGUGCAAGCGCUGUUGCGGCCGGAAGAGGCGUUGGCGGAUUUGGAGCCACUAGGGCGAGUCUUGCUUGGGCGGCCAAACCUGACCGCGAAAUCUCGAGACCGAUUUUCGACCCCUACGACAACUCCCAGCGCCAGCCCGCGAGAAGACGACAAGAUGGUCCUCGCAAAGAAGCACGUCCCCAUCGUCAAGAAGCGCACCAAGCGUUUCUUCCGUCACCAGUCCGACCGCUUCAAGUGCGUGCCGGAGUCAUGGCGCAAGCCCAAGGGUAUCGACAACCGCGUCCGUAGACGCUUCAAGGGCAACAUCCCCAUGCCCUCGAUCGGUUACGGCAGCAACAAGAAGACCAAGCACAUGAUGCCUUCCGGCCACAAGGCUUUCCUCGUCCACAACCCCAAGGACGUCGAGCUUCUUCUCAUGCACAACCGCACCUACGCUGCUGAGAUCGCCUCCGCCGUCUCCUCCCGCAAGCGUGUCGACAUCAUCGCCAAGGCCAAGGCUCUCGGCGUCAAGGUCACCAACCCCAAGGGCCGUGUCACCACUGAGGCUUAA
Molecule: messenger RNA, 1458 nt
Organism: Aspergillus homomorphus CBS 101889
Lineage: Eukaryota; Fungi; Ascomycota; Eurotiomycetes; Eurotiales; Aspergillaceae
Product: 60S ribosomal eL32 domain-containing protein
Exons: 10
Coding region: 1-1458 (485 amino acids)
Biological process (GO): translation
Cellular component (GO): cytosolic large ribosomal subunit; ribosome
Molecular function (GO): structural constituent of ribosome; nucleotide binding
Source: RefSeq, a predicted model, not a curated record